AUGGCAUCAGAAUCUGCCAAAAUACAGAAGGUAGCAAAUGAGAAACCCCAUCCAGGACUGUAUAAUGACUUUGGCACAGCUCUCUCCUCUCACUUAGAUAACUCUGUUGUUGUGUCUAUCUUCAUCCUCCAUAGUCCCCCUGCAAGGAAACAGAAGCUGUACAAGGUGAUAAUGCGGGAUCACAUGUCUGGUGCUAAUGUGGAGGAGCUGCUGAGGCAGUCUCAGAUGGAGUUACAGUGGAUCCAGAGACAGCUGGCUAUGAUCGCUGCCAGGAACGUACACCAUCACCACCUUCACAACAAGGGCAAGUCAAGAUAUGAGGUUUCAUCUCAGCAAGCUACAGGCCACUCAGUUUACAAUGUGAACCACUUUCGACUGCUAGAAGAAAGAAACCGAGCUCUGAAGCUUGAAGUAGCCACGCUCCGCCAAGAGAAACAGCAGUAUAGGAAACUGAAAGCAAAGCUCCAUGCUGCCUUGCAGGAGAAAAAUCGCCUGAACCUUGAAUUGAUCAAUGGCCACCUAAAGGCAUCCAAGUAUGAUAAGGUGCGAUCAGACUAUGACCAGCUGAAACAGACCUUUGCUGUGGUGAGCCAGGAGAGAGACGUGGCCCAGCAGCAGAGGAGACAACUUCAAGGCAAAGUGGAGAGCCUGGAAAAGGUUCUAAAGCAUAUGCACACAACUGUCGAGCUGAAGCAGCAGCUGCAGAUAGAGCAUGAGCAAACCUUGGAGGCCCUUCACACCAAGCAGAGGGAGAUCAAUCAACUGCAAAAGGCUCAGGUUCAAGCUGACCAAGAGCAUGAGGAAGCAGUACACCUGUUAGAGGUCAAGGUUUGUGACCUGGAGCAGAAAUGCAGGUCACAGAGUGAGCACUUCCAUGAGCUGUCCAAAGAGCUUCUGAAUUUCCGUUUGCAAUCAGAUACUGUGGACAUCCUUCAAAAUAAUCCCACCUCCAAAUCCCAGAUCCCCUUCUCACCACAGUGGAAAUUCCCACAAGACAUUGUUGGAUUUGAAACCCAGCUGGAGACAGGCGAUGAGAGCGCGGCAAACACGCCGCUACUGAUCUCCCAGUUCUUGCCUUGCCCACCGCAGACUGGAGACAGAGAAAGAAAAGAACUGCUGUCUGUCAAAUCCAGCAUCGUGACAAGGGACCGCCCCAGCAGCCCUCGACAGCUGACCCCAUCAGAGAUGGAGGAUGAGGCCACCCCAUCACCCAGGUCCAAGCCUCGCUACACAGGCCAGGUUCGCCUUUGCACUGCCCGUUACAGCUACAACCCUUACGAUGGCCCAAACGAGCACCCAGAAGCAGAACUCCCCCUUGUGGCGGGAAAGUAUCUCUAUGUGUAUGGCAACAUGGAUGACGAUGGCUUUUAUGAAGGGGAAUUGCUGGAUGGCCAGCGGGGACUUGUCCCUUCCAACUUUGUGGAAUUUGUCCAGGACAAAGAAAAACCAGCAAUCCUGGCUGGUGAGGGAGGGGAGGACCUGGGCCCACUGGACCAUGCACCCCUAGCCUUGACGGCAAUGGAUGGAGGUGGCUCCCAGGAUGGUCUCCUGGGCUCAGCUAACGCCUUGGUUCCCUGUAGCAAUGGGACAGUGGGGCCCCUGGACCCCGAGGACCUGGCUGAAGACGUUGUGCCUUAUCCCCGAAAGAUCACUUUGAUCAAGCAGCUGGCACGGAGCGUCAUUGUGGCCUGGGAGCCUCCACUAGUGCCUUUGUGCUGGGGGAACAUCUCUGGCUACAAUGUGUUAGUAGAUGGGGAGCUUCGUGCCAGCAUAGCCUACGGUGGCCGGACCAAGUGUUUGCUGGAGAAGCUGGACCUGGACGGCUGCGUCCAUCGCGUGUCAGUGCAGAGUGUCACCGACCGGGGUUUGUCAGACGAGCUGCGCUGCACUUUGCUGGUGGGAGCCAACGUAGUGGUGGCACCAUGCGGUCUGCGUGUGGAUGACAUCCAGCGUGACACUGCCGAGCUCUCCUGGUUGCCUAGCAACAGUAACUAUAGCCACACUGUGUUCUUGGAUGGGGUAGAGCACGCUGUGGUAAAGCCAGGAAGGUAUAGACUUCGCUUCUUCAACCUGAAACCCCUGACGGUGUACAAAGUGACAGUGUUAGCACAGCCUCACCAGGUACCAUGGCAACUGCCACUGGAGCAGAGAGAGAGGAAAGAAGCCGGUGUGGAGUUCUGCACUCAAGCUGCAGGUCCACCACCAUAUUGCAGAACAGGUCCUCCCAUGCCUCCACUUGAUGUACAGGUGCUUUGUGGGCAGGCUCCAGGGGUCCUACAGGUCCACUGGAAGCCCCCUAACCUCUCUCCCACAGGCACAUCCAAUGGGGCAAAUGUCAUUGGCUACGCAGUCUGUACUAAAGGACAGAGGAUAGCUGAGGUGUUGUUCCCAAUGGCAGAUUAUGUUUCUGUAGAGCUGACAAGGAUUCAGUGCCUGGAGGCCAGGGAGGUCAUCGUCAGGACGCUGUCAGUACAGGGAGAAUCCCAGGACUCCCAAGUCGCCGUCAUUCCAAACAACCUGCUCGUGCCUCUACCUCCGCUUCCCCUGCCGCCUCCAAUGCACCCCCACACAGUCCCCCCUCCACACCCUCAUUCUCAACCCCACCUCCAAUCCCCUCACCUUCCUCAUGGCACACCCCAACUUCCUGCUCCUCCCCAGGUACACGGACAACCACUCCCACCCCAUCCUCCACACCCUCAACCCCAUCCCAGGCUUCCCCACCCGGGUGGGCCUCCUCAUCCCCAUCCCCAACGCUUACAUCUUCAGCCUCACCCAGCCCACCAAGGUCCCAGGCCCCAGCACCAACUGCCUCUGCUGCCCCACCCCCAACCCCACCCUAUACCUCAGAGACCAGUAAGUGCCAGAGACCUGGAUGCCAAAGAGCAGGCGGCCCACCACGGGGGAGCUAUUCCACCUGGCCAGCCUGGCUGGGACCCCCCACGCUCUCCCAACUCCCAGCCCACUGUGUCCAUGCAAGGCCACACCCUUGAGGCUCCUCCCUCUGCCAAUCCACGAUCCCCCUCCCCUCAGAGGAUUCUUCCGCAGCCUCGAGGCACGCUUAUCCCGGACACUGUGGCCAAAGCCAUCGCCCGAGAAGCAGCACAGAGAGUUGCAGCAGAGAGUGGCAAGGUCUGAUCAAAAUGAAAAUGUUAUGCAAAAUCCAGUCACGCUAUAUGUGAAGAGACUGUAAAGAUUACAAGUUCAAAUACUGGGGACAGGAGGCAGCCUAAUUAUGGUGAGCACGGUCAGUCAUUUCACCAACAUCACUCUGACGAGGAAGAAGAAGAUGAAGAGGGGUUUGCACGCGGCCGUCGGAGAGGACCCUCAGUUGAUGAGUUCCUCAGAGGCUCUGAGUUGGGGAGGCCGCCUCACUAUAGUCACAAUGAAGAUUAUCACAGCGAAAGCAGCCGGGGCUCUGACCUGUCUGACAUCAUGGAAGAGGAUGAGGAGGAGCUGUACUCUGAGAUGCAGCUGGAAGAGGGACGCCGACGCAACUCACACAACACACCCAAGACAAACACACCUGCCGGAGGCCGUCAUGACCGAGAUACUGGGAGAAGGAUUCAUCAUGGUGGCCCCCAGCCUCAGAGGCGACCUCUAAUGGUCCCUUCCAUUGAGGUAACCUCUGAGAAUAACAGUGAGGGAAAUCUCUCCCCCAUCACCGAGGAUGUUUACUAUGGCAGAGUAGCUCGGCACAAGACGUGGUCAUCCCGCAGGCACACCAGGUCUCCCCAUGAUGGCUACAGGGAUCGGGAUCGGGAUCGGGAUCGGCGCUCCCCCACCUACUAUGAUGAGUCAGAGGCUGAGGAGUCCUUCCGAAUCUUUGUUGCUCUCUUUGACUACGAUCCUCUGUCCAUGUCCCCCAACCCAGAUGCCGCUGAUGAGGAGCUGCCAUUCAAAGAGGGGCAGAUCAUUAGGGUGUACGGUGACAAAGACACCGAUGGAUUUUACAGAGGCGAAGUGAGGGGUAGGAUGGGGCUGAUCCCUUGUAACAUGGUGUCAGAGAUACGAGCGGAGGACGAGGAAACCAUGGACCAGCUCAUCAAGCAGGGCUUCCUGCCACUCAGCACCCCUGUGGACAGAAUAGAGCAGAACAGAAGAGGCCUCCGUCGAGAUCAGGCCUCCAGGAGGAUGGUGGCUUUAUACGACUACGACCCCCGAGAGAGCUCCCCUAAUGUUGAUGUCGAGGCUGAGCUGACCUUCUGUGCUGGUGACAUCAUGGCUGUAUUUGGAGAUAUUGAUGAAGAUGGGUUCUAUUAUGGUGAGAUCAACGGCCACCGUGGUCUGGUCCCCUCUAACUUCCUAGAAGAAGUGCCUGAUGACGUGGAGGUGUAUCUGACCGAUACUCCAUCCCACUACCCCCAGGAAGAACCUGCCAACCGCCCCGCCCCCAAUUCCGCCGCCACCGUCUCAGAGGGCAAACGGGUCACCACAGAAACCACCGACACUGUCGACAAUGACGCCACGCCCGUCCGAGCACCGUCCCCGAUCGUACGGCCCCUUCUCCCAGGCACCAUGAGGCCCCUCAGCCCUUCGAGGGGCCACCACGUCCCACUGGACCCCCGGGACCCUCAAGAUCUAGCAAAUAAGAAGAAGAAAGGACUGCUCUCCAAGGGGAAAAAACUGCUGAAGAGACUCUCCCCUGUGAAAUAA
Molecule: messenger RNA, 4653 nt
Organism: Scomber japonicus (chub mackerel)
Lineage: Eukaryota; Metazoa; Chordata; Actinopteri; Scombriformes; Scombridae
Gene: rimbp2a
Product: RIMS binding protein 2a
Exons: 28
Biological process (GO): neuromuscular synaptic transmission
Molecular function (GO): protein binding
Source: RefSeq, a predicted model, not a curated record